Dermacentor andersoni is the source of this 1251-nucleotide messenger RNA. Its product is annotated as procathepsin L-like. The record is from RefSeq and is a predicted model, not a curated record. NCBI's taxonomy places the organism in Eukaryota, Metazoa, Arthropoda, Arachnida, Ixodida, Ixodidae. Gene Ontology annotation, biological process: proteolysis. Gene Ontology annotation, molecular function: cysteine-type peptidase activity.
AGAAGGCGACAGCCGUGUCACGUGGCUCUGAACGCCACUGAAAAGAAAUUGCUGCGGUCGCCUCUCCCGAUAAGAAGGGUUCAGCAGCAGUCGCAUUAGAAACGCUGUUGGGGGUAGUUCACUUGCUUGUCCGGCAUCCACACGUGCCUUAAAAAUGAGGGGGUACAUCGUUUUGUGCUCCUUGUUCGUCACUGCUGCCGCACUUUCGCAUCAAGAACUCGUUGGCGCAGAAUGGUCAGCAUUCAAGGCAUUGCACGGGAAGGACUAUGAUUCUGACACAGAAGAAUACUACAGGCUGAAGAUCUACAUGGAAAACAGGUUGAAGAUUGCGCGCCAUAAUGAGAAGUAUGCCAAAAACCAGGUCUCGUACAAGCUUGCGAUGAAUGAAUUCGGAGACUUGCUGCACCAUGAGUUUGUCAGCACACGCAACGGCUUCAAGCGCAACUACCGGGACACUCCACGUGAGGGCAGCUUCUAUGUUGAGCCCGAAGGGGUUGAGGACGUCCACCUGCCCAAGGCAAUUGACUGGAGGAAGAAAGGUGCUGUGACCCCCAUCAAGAACCAGGGACAGUGUGGGUCUUGCUGGGCCUUCAGCACUACGGGAUCCCUGGAGGGCCAGCACUUCCGCAAGACUGGCAAGCUUGUGUCGCUCAGCGAGCAGAACCUGGUUGACUGCUCCACAAAGUUUGGCAACAAUGGCUGCGAGGGUGGUCUCAUGGACAAUGCGUUCAAAUACAUCAAGGCCAACAAGGGUAUCGACACAGAGCUGGUCUACCCAUACAAUGGCACGGAUGGUGUCUGUCACUUUGUAAAGAGUGGUGUGGGCGCCACCGACAGUGGCUUCGUUGACAUUCCGGAGGGUAGGGAGGACAAGCUAAAGAAGGCCGUGGCUACUGUUGGGCCCGUCUCGGUUGCCAUCGAUGCCAGCCACGAGUCGUUCCAGUUCUACUCGGAAGGUGUCUACGAUGAACCAGAGUGCAGCAGUGAGCAGCUUGACCACGGUGUCCUUGUCGUUGGCUAUGGUACAAAGGAUGGCCAGGACUACUGGCUUGUGAAGAACAGUUGGGGAACAAGCUGGGGAGAUGAAGGCUACAUCUACAUGACCAGGAACAAGGACAACCAGUGUGGCAUUGCCAGCAGUGCCAGCUAUCCUCUUGUCUAGCUGUGCAUAGCUUUAUAUACAUGCUCUUCGUUCCUUCACAUUGCAUCUCCUCUCACUCCGCACAAAUAAACUCUCUUUUGUACAGUGAA